AAAUAAACAACAAAUAAUCGAUUUUCCGACGCGUCGCACGAAGAUGGGUAAAACCAGCAAAGAUAAGCGAGAUAUUUAUUAUAGACUUGCGAAGGAGGAAGGUUGGCGUGCCCGUAGUGCGUACAAGCUGCUGCACAUCGAUGAAGUGUUUCAUAUUUUUGAUGGUGUUACUCGUGCCGUCGAUCUGUGUGCUGCUCCCGGAAGCUGGAGCCAAGUGCUUUCAAGAAGGCUGUACGAAACGCGAGAACCGAAAGAUCGGGAUGAGGUGAAGAUUAUCGCUGUCGAUCUGCAGGCGAUGGGACCGCUGCCGGGCAUCAUACAGCUACAGGGCGACAUCACCAAGCUCAGCACGGCCCAGGCGAUCAUAGAACACUUCGGCGAAGGAAAGAAGGCGCAGUUGGUCGUUUGUGAUGGUGCUCCGGAUGUAACGGGGUUGCACGAUAUCGACGAGUACAUCCAGUCCCAGCUGCUGCUCGCUGCGCUCAGCAUUACCACGCACGUGCUCACGCUCGGUGGUACCUUUGUUGCGAAAAUCUUCCGUGGAAAGGACACCAGCUUGCUCUACUCGCAGUUGAGAAUAUUCUUCUCCCGUGUCACCAUCGCCAAACCGCCCAGCUCGCGCAAUUCCAGCAUCGAAGCGUUUGUGGUGUGCGAAGACUAUAAGCCACCGGAGGGGUACGUGCCGCAACUGAUCGAUCCCAUGCUGGAUGAUGUGCAGAAAAUUGCCUGCGAAACGGGAUCACCGGUGAACCGGGCGAUUGUUCCAUUCCUGGUAUGCGGAGAUUUGCGUGUAUUUGAUUCGGAUAUGUCGUACAGUUUAAAUAUCGAUCCGGAGAAGGGCUACGAAUACCGCGACGUGGUACAGAAACCCUUGUCACCUGCGUACAGCGAGGUUUUGGAGCGAAUGAAGACAACUUCCCUAAAGCACGGUAGCAUAAAGGUUGAGGCGGACAAAAAGAUGGACUAAAAACUGGCACUUUUACGAAACAAACUAGAUGGUUAUGAUAAUUUUUUUUGCAGCAUAAUAAAUAUUUCCAUGGUAUGUAAACGA
Molecule: messenger RNA, 1051 nt
Organism: Anopheles coustani
Lineage: Eukaryota; Metazoa; Arthropoda; Insecta; Diptera; Culicidae
Gene: Trm7-32
Product: putative tRNA (cytidine(32)/guanosine(34)-2'-O)-methyltransferase 1
Exons: 3
Coding region: 44-967 (307 amino acids)
Biological process (GO): tRNA methylation; cytoplasmic translation
Cellular component (GO): cytoplasm
Molecular function (GO): tRNA methyltransferase activity
Source: RefSeq, a predicted model, not a curated record